AAAUAAAAAGUGAAGAAAAAAGUGCCUAUAAAACAGCAUAAAACCUUCCGCCUUUCUCACUCAUCUCACUCUCUCUCUAAAAACUUUUCUUCUGCUACCAAAUUUUGAUACAGCACACUCUUCGUGCUCUCCGCCACCCUUUCUUUCUCUUCUUCCCCCAAUUUAUCAGAUCCAUUUUUCUUCUUAUCACUUCACUAAUGGCUUCCUUUACUGCUUCCUCCGUCUCCUUCUCCUGCAUUUCUUUCUCCAAGCAAAACCAGGUCUCGAAUUUGAGGAAGGCAUCACUUCCAUUGAGUGGAAAGGGCUUCUCUUCUCAUAAGCUGCCUGCCUUUCGUUUCCGUGUUGCCUGUGCGGCGAAGCCAGAGACGGUGACGAAAGUUGUUGAAAUUGUGAAGAAGCAAUUGGCUCUUCCAGCUGACCGUGAUGUCACUGGUGACUCGAAGUUUGCGACACUUGGCGCCGAUUCUCUUGACACGGUUGAGAUUGUGAUGGGACUUGAGGAGGAGUUCGGAAUCAGCGUCGAAGAAGAAAGCGCACAGAGCAUCGCCACCGUUCAAGAUGCUGCUGAUCUGAUCGAGAAGCUCUUGGAGAAGAACUAGAAGAAAAUAAUUAAGCCUUUUACUUAGCUUUGCUAGAAAAAGUUUGUUCGUUUUUUCUCUCCUUUUUUUUUCCGCAAUAUCUUAUGUUGCCUGUUAUAUCGAGCGAACUUGAGUACCUUGGCUAGAAUGAACCUUAUUAUCUCUAUUUAUUUCGAGACUUUUUUUAUUUCUUUGGAAGAACUAAGCUUGUUGGUCUUUGCAUUUUCCUGUUAGAACUUCGACCGGUCUUUAUAUAGUAUGUUCUAAAUUUUGCUUCUGC
Molecule: messenger RNA, 858 nt
Organism: Erythranthe guttata (spotted monkey flower)
Lineage: Eukaryota; Viridiplantae; Streptophyta; Magnoliopsida; Lamiales; Phrymaceae
Product: acyl carrier protein 1, chloroplastic
Biological process (GO): fatty acid biosynthetic process
Molecular function (GO): acyl carrier activity; phosphopantetheine binding
Source: RefSeq, a predicted model, not a curated record